GUUAGAAGCUACAAUUUUCUACCGUUCAAAGUAGAGAAGGACAUAAGUGAAGAACAAAACUCUUGGGCUGUUAAAUCUGGAUAAGAUUGCAUUAAUAAACGCCACCUACCAAGUUAAGAGAACAAAUCCUACUUCUUCUGUAUCUUCACUCCUAUAUAUACACCAUGUUUUCCACUACUUUUUCUCAUCCUUCUUUACCAAACAUAUAUCCUUAAUACUGAAAGAUGGGUUUGAAGAUGACAAUACUGAUCCUAGCCAUGUUCGCCAUGCUCCUUUUCGCCUCCUCAGAGGUGCCAUCCACCAAUGCAAAAGAGGUGACAAAUGGAGUUGGUGAAGCCAAAUAUCCUGGUGGAGGCUAUGGCGGUGGCUAUCCUGGUAAUGGCGGUGGCUAUCCUGGUAAUGGCGGUGGCUAUCCUGGUCAUGGCGGUGGCUAUCCAGGUCAUGGUGGUGGCUAUCCCGGUCAUGGUGGUGGCCACGGUCAUGGUGGUGGCUACCCUGGACGUGGUGGGGGCUGUCGCUACGGCUGUUGCGGUGGCCGGUCAUACCACGGAGGUUGCAGAAGGUGCUGCUCUUACGCUGGUGAAGCUGUUGUUGCACAAACUCAGGAUGAGACUCAUAACUGAGAUAACUCACGUCAACUACGAAGUAUUUAAGAUAUUUCAUGAAUAAAACGUCGUGUCUAUAGGCAUGGAAUGUUCCAGUGGCUUUUCUUAUGGGUUUAAGAGCAAAUUAAAGAGAUGAAUAUUAUCUAUAUUCUGCAAAUUCUAAUUUGUUCCAAA
This is a messenger RNA of Vigna angularis (adzuki bean), 779 nucleotides long. RefSeq names its product glycine-rich cell wall structural protein. The record is from RefSeq and is a predicted model, not a curated record. Lineage: Eukaryota; Viridiplantae; Streptophyta; Magnoliopsida; Fabales; Fabaceae. Bases 225 to 623 code for a protein of 132 amino acids. The transcript has 2 exons.